Messenger RNA from Indicator indicator, 606 nucleotides. RefSeq names its product ADP ribosylation factor like GTPase 11 (gene ARL11). The transcript has a single exon. Gene Ontology annotation, biological process: intracellular protein transport; vesicle-mediated transport. NCBI's taxonomy places the organism in Eukaryota, Metazoa, Chordata, Aves, Piciformes, Indicatoridae. The record is from RefSeq and is a predicted model, not a curated record. Gene Ontology annotation, cellular component: cytoplasm. Gene Ontology annotation, molecular function: GTP binding; GTPase activity. Bases 1 to 606 code for a protein of 201 amino acids.
AUGGGGAAGCUGAUAUCCAAAGGCCAUCGCAAAAGAGACGCUCGAGUUGUAAUGCUGGGGCUUGACUUUGCUGGCAAAUCCACCCUCCUGUACAAACUAAAGAGGGGCCAGGCUGUGGAGACCUGCCCGACAGUGGGCUUCAAUGUGGAGUCUCUGCAAACACCCUGCCGCAUAUCCUUCAACCUCUGGGAUGUUGGUGGACAAGUCAGCCUGCGAGCAAGCUGGUCUGACUACCUGGAAGACAUCAACAUCCUCAUCUUUGUGCUUGACAGCGCAGACACAGCCCGGCUGCCUGAAGCGAUGGCAGCUCUGGAGGAAGCCCUGAGCCACCCCAGCAUGGUUGGCGUCCCUGUCCUGCUCCUGGCCAACAAGCAGGAGAUUCCAGGAGCACUGUCUCCCACCAAGUUGGGGGAAAGGCUGCAGCAGGGGCGGCUGGUGGACCACCGGUGGGUGCUCCAGGGGUGCAGCGCUUACACUGGCCAGGGACUGCAGGAAGCCCUGGCAAGCCUGGGAGAGCUGCUGCGAGACCUGGGGCAGAGCUCCCCAUCCCAAGAGCAGCCCCUCACAGGGUCAGCAGGGAGGAGGCAAGCUCCAGAGCAAACCUGA